This is a messenger RNA of Paramuricea clavata, 3632 nucleotides long. The record is from the annotation of a GenBank genome assembly. NCBI's taxonomy places the organism in Eukaryota, Metazoa, Cnidaria, Anthozoa, Malacalcyonacea, Plexauridae.
AUGGCGAUGACAAGGUUCCUGGCGCUGAGGACAAACAAGGUUCCUGACGCUGAGGACAAUGUUCCUGGCGCUGUGGACAAGGUUACUGACGCUGACGACAAGAUUCCUGGCGCUGAGGACAAGGUUCCUGACGCUGAGGACAAGGUUCCUGGCGCUGAGGACAAGGUUCCUGACGCUGAAGAGAAGGUUCCUGACGCUGAGGACAAGGUUACUGACGCUGAGGACAAGGUUCCUGGCGUUGAGGAGAAGGUGUCUAACGCUGAGGACAAUGUUACUGGCCCUGAGGACAAGGUUUCAGGUGGCGCUGAGGACAAGGAUUCUGGUGCCGAGGACAAGGUCCUGGCGCUGAGAACAAUCUUCCGAUCCUGGCGCUAACGACAAGGAUCCUGACGCUGAGCCCAAGGUUCCUGGUGCUGAGGAGAAGGUUCCUGGCGCUGAGGACAAGGUUCCUGACGCUGAGGACAACGUUCGCUUCGGACACCGUUCCAGGCGCGGAGGUCAAGGUUCCUGGCGUUGAGGACAAGGUUCCUGGCGCUGAGGACAAACAAGGCUCCUGGCGCUGAUGACAAUGUUCCUGGCGCAGAGGACAAGGUUGCUGACGCUGAGGACAAGGUUCCUCACGCUGAGGACAAAGUUCCUGACGCAGAGGCUAAGGUUCCGAACGUUGAGGCAAGGUUCCUGGCGCAGAGGACAAGGUUCCUGACCCUGAGCAAAAGGUUCCAGGCGCUGAGGACAAGGUUACUGGAGCUGAGGACAAGGUUCAUGGCGCUGAGGACAUGGUUCCAGAUGGCGCUGAGGACAAAGUUCCUCGCGCUGAAGACAUGGUUCCAGAUGACGCUGAGUACAAUGUUCCUCGCGGUGAGGACAACGUUCCUGAAGCUGAGGACAAUGUUCCGGACGCUGAGGACAAGGUUCCUCACGGGGAGGACAAGGUUCCUGGCGCUGAGGACAAGGUUCCUGACGCUGAGGACAAGGUUCCUGACGCCGAGGACAAGGUUCCUGACACUGAGGACAAUGUUCCUGGCGCUGUAAACAAGGUUACUGACGCUGAGGACAUGGUUCGAGAUGGCGCUGAUGACAAGGUUGCUGGCCCUGAAGACAUGGUUCCAGAUGACGCUGAGGACAAGGUUCCUGGCUGUGAGGACAAUGUUCCUGGUGCUGAGCACAAGGUUCCUGACGCUGAGGACAAGGUUUAUGGCGCUGAGGACAAGGUUCAUGGCGCUGAGGACAUCGUUCCAGAUGGUGCUGAGGACAAGGUUCCUCGCGCUGAAGACAUGGUUCCAGAUGACGCUGAGGACAAGGUUCCUGGCGGUGAGGACAAUGUUCCUGGCGGUGAAGGACAAGGUUCCUGACGCUGAGGAGAAGGUUCCUGACGCGGAGAACAAUGUUCCGGACGCUGAGGACAAGGCUCCUCACGGUGAGGACAAGGUUCCUGGUGCAGAGGACAAGGUUCCCGGCGCAGAGGACAAGGUUCCUGACGCUGAGCACAAGGUUCCUGGCGUUGAGGACAAGGUUCCUGACCCUGAGGACAAGGUUCCUGACGCUGAGGAUAAUGUUCCUGUUGCUGUGAACAAGGUUACUGACGCUGAGGAAGAGGUUUCUGGCGCUGAGAACAAGGUUCCUCAGGGUGAAGCAAGGUUCCUGGCGCAGAGGACAAUGUUCCUGACGCUCAGCACAAGGUUCCUGGCGUUCAGGACAAGGUUCCUGACGCUGAAGACAAGGUUGCUGACGCUGAGGACAAUGUUCCUGGCGCCGUUAACAAGGUUGCUGACGCUGAGGACAAGGCUUCUGGCGCUGAGGACAAGGUUCCUGACGCGGAGGACAAGGUUCCUGGCGCUGGGGACAAGGUUCCUAACGGUGAGGACAAACAAGGUUCCUGACGCUGAGGACAUUGUCCAGAUGGCGCCGAGGACAAGGUUCCUGGCGCUGAGGACAAACAAGUUUCCUGACGCUGAGGACAUUGUCCAGAUGGCGCCGAGGACAAGGUUCCUGGCGCUGAGGACAAACAAGUUUCCUGACGCUGAGGACAACGUUCCUGACGCUGAAGACAAGGUUCCUGGCGCUGAGGAGAAAGUUACUGACGCUGAGAACAAGGUGCCUGCCGCUGUGGGCAAGUUUCCUGGCGCUGAGGACAAGGUUCCAGGUGGCGCUGUGGACAAGGUUCCUGACGGUGAGAACAAGUUCCUGCCUCUGAGGACAAGGUUCCCGGCGCUGAGGACAAAAAAGUUUGCUGACGCUGAGAACAAUUUUUCUGGCGCUGUGGACAAGGUUACUGACGCUGACGACAAGAUUGCUGGUGUUGAGGACAAGGUUCUUGAUACUGACGACAAGGUUCCUUGCGCUGAGGACAAGGUUCCUGACGGUGAGGACAAGGUUCCUGACGAUGAGGACAAGAUUCCUGACGAUGAAGACAAGAUCUUGGCGCUGAAGACAAGGUUUCUGUCGCAGAGGACAUUGUUCCAGAUGGCACUGAGGACAAAGUUCCUCCCGAUGAGGACAAACAAGGUUCCUGCCGCUGAGGACAAUGUUCCUGCCGCUGUGGACAAGACUACUGACGCUGAGGAAACGGUUCCUGGCGCUGAGGAGAAGGUUGCAGGUGGCGCUGAGGACAAGAUUCCUGCCGCUGAGGACAUGGUUCCUGGCGCUGAGGACAAUGGUGCUGACGCUGAGGACUAGGUUCCUGGCGCAGUGGACAAGGUUACUGACGCUGAGGACAAGGUUCCUGAUGCUGAGGACAAGGUUCCUGUCGCUGAGGACAAAAUUCCAGGUGGCGCUCAGGACAAGGUUCCUGACGCUGAGAACAAGGUUCCUGACGCUGAGGACAAGGUUCCUGGCGCUGAAGACAAGGUUCCAGGUGGCGCUGAGAACAAGGUUCCCGACGGUGAGGACACGUUCCUGGCGUUGAGGUCAAGGUUCCAGGUGACGCCAACGACACGGUUCCAGACGCUGAGGACGAGGUUCCAGGUGGCGGUGAGGACAAGGUUCAUGGCGCUGAGGACAAGCAAGGUUCCUGGUGCUGAUGACAAUUUUCCUGGCGCAGAGGACAAGGUUCCUGAAGCUCAGGACAAGGUUCCUCACCCUGAGGACAAAGUUCCUGACGCUGAGGCCAAGGUUCCUAACGGUGAGGCUAGGUUCCUGGCGCAGAGGACAAGGUUACUGGAGCUGAGGAGAAGGUUCAUGGCGCUGAGGAUGCGGUUCCGGAUGGCGCUGAUGACAAGGUUCUUCGCGCUGAAGACAUGGUUCCAGAUAACGCUGAGGACAAGGUUCCUGGCGGUGAGGACAAUGUUCUUGGCGCUAAGGACCACGUUCCUGACGCUGAGGGCAAGGUUCCUGACCCUGAGGACAAGGUUCCUGACGCAGAAGACAACGUUCCUGACGCUGAGGACAAGGUUCCUGACGUUGAGGAAACUGUUCCUGGCGCUGUGAACAAGGUUACUGACGCUGAGGACAAGGUUUCUGUCCUUGAGGACAAGGUUCCUGUCGCUGAGGACAAGGUUCAUGGCGCUGAGGACAUGGAUCCAGAUGGCGCUGAGGACAAGGUUCCUGGCGCUGUAGACGUGGUUCCAGAUGACUGUGAGGACAAGGUUUCUGGCGGUAAGGACAAUGUUCCUGGCGCUGAGGACAAGGUUUAA